AUGGAAGUGGUACAACCGAUUGAGGUUCAUAGCAUUGAUUACGAGGUUUUGAAAAAGAUGGAAGACGAACACUUAAGGCUUCAGAGACAGGUCCGAUUGAUCCAGGUGGAUCGUCAGCACCGCAACAUGGGGGUGCACCCUCAGUUCCGAAGACAGGACAUGCUCAUGCAGGCCUUAAAGAAGGAAUACCGCAACCUUUCUAAAGACCUUAAGAUCGCCAGAUCUGGAGCUCAUAAGAAGAAAGACAAGAAGAUGAAAGUUGAACUACGGAAGUCAUUGCUGCUCCGCGUUGCAGCUCAACAGGAGUGUGAUGCUCACGUAUCGAUGAUGCAACAAUACAACGGUUUGAUACAGAAAAACUACAAAGAAACUAUGAAUCUUAGAAAACUAGCGAGUACUACACAGGGAAAGAUUGAAGAACGUCGCUGGCAAAGUGAGUACCGCCUGAUAUCAGCAGAGAACAAGCUGGAGGCUGCCAAGCUGAGAUUCAACGCUGUGCAGUGCGAGAACAAGAAGAUCAGAGAGGAGAUUGAGCAUAUGUUGCGGGACCGUGCCCUCUUCAACCAAUCAUGGGACAAGAUGAUGGCAGUUCUGGGCAAGGGCAAGAAGUUCCUAUACGACCUGUUCGAGUCCUCGACCCUGGCUUACGACCAGAGGGACGAGUGGUGCACUAAGCUGAGGACCAUGCAGGAGAAGGGGAAGAUUGAUCAGAUGUUGCAAGUGCAGGAAAUGCGAGACCUAAUAAAAGCAUACGACCAUGAGAUGAAAGUAUACCAGUUCCUAGCCACCAAGGGUAUGACAAGAAUCAACAGAAUCCAAGAGAAUAGAGAAGAAGAACAGAGAAGAAUAGCGGAUGAGAAGCAAAAAAAGCGCUAUCAAUACCAUGUUCGGCUUUUGGAUGAUAUUUCGGACUACACUGGAGAAAACAGCACUCGCAAAAUAUUGGAUUUAUUCCGUAAGAAGGAGCAGGAGAACUUCUCCAUAUACCUGAUGCUGACCGUGUACUGCUCUGAGAAUCAGGUGCUCCGCCGUGAUGUACAGGAUAUUAGGCAACAAGUCUAUGACCGCCGAGAGUCUAUAGAACAAACAGAGAACAAACAGAAGAAUAAAAUGGACAAAUUGCUCAGUCUUCUAGAAGAACAGAAGGCAAGAACAGAAGCUAUGAGGAAGAAGAAUGAAGAAAAGAAGCAACUGAUACAUGACGUCAUGAUUAAAAUUAAUGAUAUGUUUACCAUGUUAGACUGCAACUUAGAGCCGUUCCAUAACCUGCUCGGAGACAAGCACCCGUCCGUCCACCAGCUCCAGCUGUCGCUGCAGCUCAUCACUGAAAAGAUUAAGACGUACAAAGAAUAUAUCUAUUAUUAUGAGCACUGCUUAAAGAAGAGUGAGAAGUCAGGUACCUCCCGCCUAAGGAAGUAUACGUUGAGGGAGGAACCUCCUGUGACGUUCAAACCGGUUCCCAUCAGUACACUGGUGCCGGCUGAUCCGUGCCCAUCCUGUGUAGAAGCUCGCUGGCUUUCCCGCAUAUUUGACGGUACAGAGCUUCCCUUCGACACAAGCAUGGCCAUUCAGGCCCUCAGAGAACUGUCCUGCGACCCCGCCUACGUGAGAAGUGACAGGGUUCAUACUAUAACGGAGUGCAUAGUACCCCGCAGUAGAGCGCUACUCGCAAGGCGGUACGUCAACCACUGA
Spodoptera littoralis (African cotton leafworm) is the source of this 1692-nucleotide messenger RNA. NCBI's taxonomy places the organism in Eukaryota, Metazoa, Arthropoda, Insecta, Lepidoptera, Noctuidae. The record is from the annotation of a GenBank genome assembly.